Molecule: messenger RNA, 3397 nt
Organism: Tripterygium wilfordii
Lineage: Eukaryota; Viridiplantae; Streptophyta; Magnoliopsida; Celastrales; Celastraceae
Product: GBF-interacting protein 1-like
Exons: 11
Coding region: 204-2819 (871 amino acids)
Source: RefSeq, a predicted model, not a curated record
UUAAGUACAUCGCACUCGCAUAAGAUCAUCGACUCAAAGAAAACCCCGUCAAAACCAAAAAAAAUAAAAAUAAAAAUACCAAUCAUAAUCCCUCCCUCUCUCAGUAUCAGUCCUUCUACGCCCUAAUCUGUUGAGCUUCCAUUCCUGCUCUCUCCCCACUAUUUCGACUCGUCUGUGUGGUAGGGUUAUUCGGCUGACUGAAGAUGAGCGGUGGGGGGUAUAGGGUUCAAAUCCCAAACAGUGUGAGGAAGACGAUCCAGAACAUCAAGGAGAUUACGGGCAAUCACAGUGAGGAGGAGAUUUAUGCAAUGCUCAAGGACUGUUCCAUGGAUCCCAAUGAGACAGCUCAAAGGCUUCUCUUUCAGGAUCCAUUUCACGAGGUCAAAAGGAAACGUGACAAGAGGAAGGAGAAUCUGAAAAACCGAGAAUCAGCAGAGCCUCGUAGGAGAGCUACUACUCAAGGGCGGGGGAGUAGGGGUGUUCGGGCGAAUUUUUCACCGCGUCACACUUCAAAUGAUGCUGGUGGUGGCAGGAAUUCUGGUGCAGAAAAGAGUGUUGGUCCUUCUUUGCCAGUCUCACUGACAGAAAGUAAAGAAGCAACUCCAUCAGCAAGCUCUGCUGCUAUUGUCGCCAAUGGUCCUACUGUUGUAGCUUCUGGAAGCACUGGUAUGAACCAACCUGAAAAGAUUUUAUACACCACUGGCAUUAAUAAGUCGGAGAGUGCGCUGCCACCUGUUGAUGGAGAUAAAAGUCCCAACAUUGCAAAUGGUACUGGGGAUAUGGGUGGAGAGCCUGUGGGAAAUUCGAGUAGCUCCUCGUUCUCGAUGACUUCAUCAUCUUCAUCAGCAGUUUGCUUCUCAUCUUGGGAUCUUGAUUUGGUUCCAACUAGUGAUUCACGGCUCCCAGGUGCUGUUGGUGCAAUCAAACAGGAAGUUGGGAGCAAUCAAACUUCCAGUGACCAAAAUUCAGUUAUCCCUGCUGAAACCAAAUUAACUUCUGCUUCUGAAAUUGGUGGCUCUUUGCAAGAGAAAAUGCCAAUCAGCAGAUCCCAUGGAGUUGGGAAGACUCCGAUGCUUGAAUCUUCUCAACCUUCAUCUUCCUCAAUCCAUGGCAGCUCUUCUGGCAGUCGCCCUUCUUCUAAUUACAGUAAUCGUUCCCAAGCAAUAUUUGGUCCUAAAAAAGUUGGAUCUAAUAAGGAGUGGAAGCCAAAGCCGACUGCCCCUGCUGUGGCUCAUGGGUCUGGAACUGGUGUUUCCUCUGAUGUUGCUAGUAUUUCCAUUGAAGCCAGUGCUCAGUCACUUGCUGUAAAUGCCCUUGAUUCUGAAGAGGCAACUUCGGAACUGCAGAAAAAGCUGGAGGAGUUACAUCUUCCACAGCGUCAACAUGUCAUAAUUCCAAACCACAUUCACGUCCCCGAAUCUGAAAGAACAAAGUUAAGUUUUGGAAGUUUUGAUGCUAGCUUUGGUGUAACUUCAAGCUUUGUAAGUGCUCAGCAGAGUGAGAAAAGUUCUACGCCUCUGUCUGAAACUUCUCAUGGUCUUGAAGAACCUUUGGAGGAACAGGCUGCAAGCAGUCCAAAUGCAUUGGCAACUGCAGAGGAGGGAGUGUAUCCUGAACAUCCACAGUCACCUUCAAAUAUACACGAUAAUUUUUCUGGCGAGGGAGAUGUCUCUUCCAGUGCGGUUCGAGAGUUUGACGAAUCCAAGCAGGAGCCUGCAUUGUCAGGAGUACAUCAAUACUCUGUGGUCCAUACUUCUCCUAACUACAAUUACGGUGUCAUGCCUCCAAUUAUAGGUACUCAGGCUUCAACAUUUGAAAGCUCAGAGUCUCAAGCACGUGAUGUUUCUCGCUUCCCGAGCUUUGUAGUUCAGCAGCCAUUUGAUCCGACAAGUUACUAUGCCCAAUUUUAUCGUUCAGGUGCUGAUAGCGAUGGUCGUGUUUCUCCUUUCCCCACACCGGGAGUUGGGACCAAAUAUAAUGGGAAUGUUGCAGUAUUGCCUCCACAAAAUUCUCAGUCGCCUCAAGAGGGGGGGAACUUAGUUUUGUCGGUGCCAGGUCCAACUCCGCUGGUGACUCAAGCUGCCAGUCUUAUGCAAACUUCUUUAGCUGCGACUCAGCAACCACUCCCUGUCUUCCGCCCACCAGCUGGGUUGCAUAUAUCCCCUUAUCCUCCAAAUUACAUUCCAUAUGGCCACUACUUCUCCCCGAUCUAUGGUCCACCCCCAGGGAUCCACCAAUUCCUGAGCAAUGGUGGAUUUCCUCAGCAACCUCAAGCUGGUGGUGUAUAUCCAGCUCCACCAGCAGCUGCCUCUGGGGUCAAAUAUCCUCUCCCACAAUACAAGUCUGCAACGAACAGUGGAAACUCAACCCAGAUUGGUGUGCCAAGUGGUUACGGACCAUACAGCUCCUCUCCAGCUGGUUAUAAUCCCAGUGCUACUGCAACGUCUGGGAACUCUGCUUCUAACGAGGAUCUUGCAACGACUCAGUUCAAGGAGAAUAAUGUCUACAUCAAUGGCCAGCAGAGUGAAGGUUCGGCUGUGUGGAUUGCUGGUCCUGGUCGAGACAUGUCUAGCUUGCCGACAACUUCAUUUUACAACCUUCCUCAUCAAGGUCAGCACAUGACUUUUGCUCCAUCACAGGCUGGCCAUGGCACAUUUGCCAGUUUUUAUCACCCUGCACAAGCAGUAACAGCAGCAGGUGUUCACCCACUCCUACAGCAGUCCCAGACCAUGGCCGGAGCUGUUGAUAUGGUGGGACCUGCAGCCAGUAUUUAUCAACAGCCUCAACAUGCACAGAUUAAUUGGCCCAGUAAUUACUGAUUGAGGUUUAGACUCUUUUUUUUCCCCGUGAAUCAAGAAUAUAAGUUCAACUCCAACCCCGGGUUAUUAUUUUUGCAAACUUCAACAGAAAAGAGGAAAAGAUCAAGAAGAGACAACAUUGGCCUGAUUUGAGAAUGUAAAUUUAAGGAAGGUGGCGCGGACAAUUUGCUGUUGGUAUCUCCUAAUUGUGCUCGAGUUGAGAGCAUAAAAUGUGCGGUUCACCUAUUACUGAAAUUGACCGUUUUAAGUUUGUUGGGUCGGCAAUGUGCAGGCCUUUCUCUUUCUUGCUGCUGCUAUAUGGUUUUACCAUCUUUCUCUUCAUAGUUUGACGCCACCUUUACCCCUUUUGUCUUUUUAAGUUUGAACUGAAUAGAAUUUGCUGAGUGAGAGGAUCUUUUUCAUUCCUUUUUCAUUUUUUAUAUUUGAAGUUUUAUAGGCCUCUGGAAGGUAAGAUAUAGGUUUGUGGAGAAUUUUUCGAAUUCCUUAUUUUCUCGUCUUUCUAGUCUUACCUGUAAAGUGAAUUUUGAUAGCAAGAAGUGAACUGUUGUAAUUGGUAUGAGCAAAAGCAAACUUUCCAA